Messenger RNA from Oryza sativa Japonica Group (Japanese rice), 1241 nucleotides. The record is from RefSeq and is a predicted model, not a curated record. Lineage: Eukaryota; Viridiplantae; Streptophyta; Magnoliopsida; Poales; Poaceae.
CCCGAGCGCGUCGCGUGUCCAAAACAUUCUGCAUUUCUUUCCGCCUCUCUCUCUCGACCCGCGGCAGCACAGCACCAAGUAUUUUGUGGGGGAUACGAGCGGCAAAACAGGUGAAAGUAACUGCAGGCCUUGCCGCGUGGUGGUGUAGCCGCGUAGGGGUGGUAUAAAGCCAAAGCCGUUGUGCGUAAGCAUCCCCUCGACUUGUUCUCCCAAGUAAACCACUUCAGUUUCAGAGUUUUCGAGCGAGCACGUUUUCGUAGCUUCCGUCGAUCGAAUUCAUGGCCGUUCGGUGUUGCUCUUCCAUGGCGAGCGCCAGCGUUGUCCUCUUCUUCGUCGUCGUCGGCAUGUCGGCGUCGAUGGUCUCCGGCUGCGACAGGUGCGUGCGCCGGUCCAAGGCCGGAUUCCGCGACUCGUCGAUCGCGCUGAACGCCGGUUCUUGCGGGUACGGCUCCCUCGCCGCGUCCUUCAACGGCGGCCACCUCGCCGCCGCGAGCCCGGCGCUGUUCAGGGGCGGUGUCGGCUGCGGCGCCUGCUUCCAGGUGCGGUGCAAGGACGGCAAGCUGUGCAGCACGGCGGGCGCCAAGGUGGUCGUGACGGACGAGGCGCGGUCGACGAACCGCACCGACCUCGUGCUGAGCGCCGCCGCGUACGCCGCCAUGGCCCGCCCCGGCAUGGCCGCGCAGCUCAGAACACGCCGCGCCGUUGACGUCGAGUACAAGAGGGUACCGUGCGAGUACGCAGCUGGUCGCAACCUGUCGAUACGCGUGGAGGAGAAGAGCCGUCCGCCGCGCGAGCUGUCCAUCAGGUUCCUCUACCAGGGUGGCCAAACCGACAUCGUCGCCGUCGACGUCGCCACGGUCGGGUCGUCGAACUGGAAGUUCAUGACGCGGGACUACGGGCCGGCGUGGAGCACGGCGCAGGCGCCGGCGGGGCCGCUGCAGUUCAGGGUGGUGGUCACCGGCGGGUACGACGGGAAGUGGGUGUGGGCCGACGGCGAGGUCCUGCCGCGGCGGUGGACGGCCGGACGGGUGUACGACGCCGGCGUGCAGAUCGCCGACGUCGCGCAGGAAGGGUGCUACCCGUGCGACACGCAGGAGUGGAAGUGACACACACCGCAUUAACAUGUACAGUUUUUUUGCUUUCCUUUCUUUUUUCUCUCCCCUUUUUGGGACGCAUUGAGCAGCUAGCCAUCCAUCGAAUUAAGAGCCACAGCCCACAAGAACAACUUGCCUUCCGUUGCA